Lindgomyces ingoldianus is the source of this 528-nucleotide messenger RNA. RefSeq lists its product as uncharacterized. The transcript is spliced from 3 exons. Bases 1 to 528 code for a protein of 175 amino acids. NCBI's taxonomy places the organism in Eukaryota, Fungi, Ascomycota, Dothideomycetes, Pleosporales, Lindgomycetaceae. The record is from RefSeq and is a predicted model, not a curated record.
AUGCACUCCGCCUCAAAAUCAGCCUCUCUGGGCUUCAACCCGCGGAAAGAUGCUGAAGAUGCUCAGCCUCAUACCAGACUGAGAGCUUGGCUAGCAUCGAGCUUCAUGUAUGAUUCAAAUUUUGGCACACGCUGUAAAGCAUCAAAUCCCCAAGCCUCCAGUAUCCUUCGUCUCCCACCAACUGUCGGAAUGAUGAAUGAUGAGAACGGCCAAGUAGGUACUGAGCCAGUAGGAUCAAUAAGUUUCCACAAUGUCUCAGAGCAGGGAAUUCUCAUGCAUGACCGACAUCAUAUUCGUCAAGGAUUACAGGUCUCACCAAAGAGCCUUGUUCGGUGUCUUCGGAUGAGCCAGUCGUUGCAAGGUGCACCAAUACCUAGUUCCCCCACGCAUGACACAAUGCGGCGUGAUUCAUUCCUAAUCACGCCUCUUCAUCCAUGGAAAAGCAUGGGUUUGAAGGACCUUCGUAUCUUGAGCGAGGUUGAAAGAGUUUCACGGUGCUUACAGCCCUCGUAUUCGUCACCACACUAG